This is a messenger RNA of Nothobranchius furzeri (turquoise killifish), 1735 nucleotides long. It is a transcript of the gene ada2b, whose product is annotated as adenosine deaminase 2b. The record is from RefSeq and is a predicted model, not a curated record. Gene Ontology annotation, molecular function: adenosine deaminase activity. Lineage: Eukaryota; Metazoa; Chordata; Actinopteri; Cyprinodontiformes; Nothobranchiidae. Gene Ontology annotation, biological process: adenosine catabolic process; inosine biosynthetic process.
AAAAAAAUGCUCUAAUUAUCCAGCUGCUUGUGGAGUAUUUUGCCGCGGCGGCGGUUUCUGGUGGAAGACAAGCUGAGCAUUUAGAAGACUGAGUGUCCUCAGAUUUUUGCAGAGCAGCAUGUUUUAGUUCCAGAUCCUGGCUGUGUGAUACGUGGACAUGGCGAUCUCACUCUGCGUGGCUCUGCUCACCACCGUUCCCCUUCUCUGGCUUGUGAGGGAGACGGACGGGAUGCCUGACCCAGCUCGCAGAGACCUGCUGAUGCGUGAGGAGACUUCCCGGCAGACUGGAGGUCUGCUAACGCUGACAGCGGCGGAGCAGAAGCUAGACACUCGCCUCCACCAGUUAAAGGAGCGGGAGAUGUCUGCUGCACAGUUUCCUCCUGCAGUCCACUUCUUUAAGGUGAAGACGCUCAUCGAGAAGAGCCCGAUCUUCAAGCUGCUGCAGAGGAUGCCUAAAGGCGCCGCCCUCCACAUCCACGGCUCGUCUGUGGUCGGCGUGGAAUGGCUGGUGAAAAACGUCACCCACCGACCUCACUGCUACAUCUGCUUCACGUGGGACAACUCUGUCCGCUUCCUGUUCUCGGACCGCCAGCCCUUCCCUCGAUGGGACUGCUUCUACUGGCAGCUGCUGGAGACGUUACGAGCCAAAAUCGGAGACGAUGCGGGAUUUGAUAACAGUUUAAUGCAGCACCUAACGCUGUUCACCGAGGAUCCAGACGGGGAAUAUCCAAACCAGGAUGUUGUGUGGGAGAAGUUUGAGAAGGCCUUCAUCGCGGCAGCCGGACUCAUCACCCACGCUCCAGUGUUGAGGGAUUACUACCGUCAGGCUUUAGAGGAGCUUCACAAAGACAACAUCAUGUAUCUGGAGCUGAGGAGCGGUCUGUCACGGACGUAUGAGCUGGAUGGGACCAUUCACGAUAAGACCUGGACUCUGAAAAUGUUUCAGGAGGUUACAGAGAAUUUUAAGAGGGAUCAUCCAGACUUUCUCGGGGCGCGGAUCAUAAUUUCAGUUCACAGGGCUCUGAGUGUUUCUGCAGUCACAGCAGCUGUCAAAGAGGCCAUCCAGCUAAAGAUGGAGUUCCCUGAUGUGGUUGCGGGGUUUGACAUGGUCGGCAGGGAGAACGACGGCAGGACUCUUUGGUACUUCAGAGAGGCGCUCUCUCUGCCGGCCGACAUCGGUGCAUCGCUGCCGUUCUUCUUUCACGCCGGGGAGACGGAUGAUGAAGGCACCGAUGUAGAUCAAAACAUCCUGGAUGCUCUUCUGUUUAACACCACACGCAUCGGGCAUGGCUACGCAUUGGCACACCACCCGCUCGCCAAAGAGCUUUCCAGGAAAAGAAAUGUAGCUGUAGAGCUUUGUCCCAUCUCCAACCAGGUACUGAAGCUGGUGUCCGAUCUGAGGAACCACCCUGCAGCUGUGCUGAUGUCCGAGGGCCACCCGAUGGUGAUCAGCUCUGACGAUCCCUCUCUGUUCGGCACGUCGGGGCUCUCCUACGACUUUUACGAAGCCUUUGUCGGAAUCGGGGGACUGAAAGCAAAUCUGGGAACUCUGAAGGAGCUGGCGCUCAACUCCAUCAGAUACAGCUCCCUGCCAGCUCACCUUAAGGAUGUUGGUCUCACCACUUGGCAAAACAAGUGGAACGCCUUCGUUUCGGAGAACUCGUGACAACCAAAUUAUAAUCGAUCCUGUUUGACUUGAAUGAUAUUUGUAUAAUCAAUAAAAAUCACAUCCUCA